This is a messenger RNA of Sinocyclocheilus grahami, 754 nucleotides long. Its product is annotated as C2 domain-containing protein 3-like. The annotation marks the transcript as partial. The transcript has 4 exons. Gene Ontology annotation, cellular component: centriolar satellite; centriole; microtubule organizing center. The record is from RefSeq and is a predicted model, not a curated record. Gene Ontology annotation, biological process: centriole elongation; protein localization to centrosome; cilium assembly. NCBI's taxonomy places the organism in Eukaryota, Metazoa, Chordata, Actinopteri, Cypriniformes, Cyprinidae.
UAUUAUGUUUGUUAAUGCAACUGUCAACAAAGUAUGAUAGCUUUGAUUCAUUAAUAACAUUAUUUAGUACACUCUCGAUGUGAGGAAUGAAGAAUAAAAAGGUGAAACCCUCAAAGGGUGUAAGCAACAGAAAAAGAGUGCUCAGUGAUGUGUCUCCAUCCAGCAGCAUUCCUCCUCUGGUGGAGGGACAGCUGAGAUGCUUUCUGAGAGUGACAGUGAGUAAAGUGCUGUGGACCAUCACCAGACCUCCUCCUGUGACUCUGAUCAGGCUCAGAUGGUGGGGAGAGUCUUCCAGUGGCACCUUCUUCAGGCCUAGAGAUGGACAUGCUGAACAGAAAGGGGUCAAAUCGACUGCCCGCUUUCCAGUUCGAUGUGGACCCAAACAGCUGACUUCUUAUUUGACAGAUAUGGGCUCAUUGGUGCUGGAUGUGCUUACAAAGGUUGAUCAUUUGCCUAUAGCUCGAGCUCAAAUCCCUGGGAUCGCCCGGCUUUCUUUGUCUCGCUCCAUAAAUGGAUAUUUCACUCUUGUUUCCCCGUCGUCAGAAAAACUUGGAGAGCUACAGGUCACACUUGCCCUAGAAGCGUUAACAGAGGGAUAUGACAGCAGUAGUUCAGUACCCACGACUGAUAUGAGCCUCGACGCACAGGCUCCUGGAGUAACAACUGACCAGAACAUGCCUGCACAUUCAUCCAUGGAUCAGGCUCUCCCGAGUGUGAAGGAGGCAGCUGGCAGCAGCUCUGGCCACAUGCCUAG